This is a messenger RNA of Perkinsus marinus ATCC 50983, 729 nucleotides long. RefSeq lists its product as hypothetical. The annotation marks the transcript as partial. NCBI's taxonomy places the organism in Eukaryota, Perkinsozoa, Perkinsida, Perkinsidae. Gene Ontology annotation, molecular function: heme binding; peroxidase activity. The record is from RefSeq and is a predicted model, not a curated record. The transcript has a single exon. Gene Ontology annotation, biological process: response to reactive oxygen species; hydrogen peroxide catabolic process; cellular response to oxidative stress.
UGUGGUGGGGCCAGCGGCGGCAUCAUCUAUGAUGUAGAGCUGUCUGACGCUGCCAACGCGGGGCUUCCGAAGGCGCUGAAGUUCCUUCAGCCGAUUAAGGCCAAGUACCCCGGUGUGUCCUGGGCCGAUACCAUCCAGCUGGCAUCGGCAUGCGCCUUGAAACACUGUGGGGGGCCUGAUAUUAUUCCUUAUAUGAAGUUUGGCAGGAAGGACAUCUCCGGUCCUGAGGAGUGCCCCCCAGCUGGGAGGCUUCCUAUGCCUGAAGGCGCCGACCAUUUGAGGAAGAUCUUCUACCGUAUGGGCUUCAAUGAUCAGGAGAUUGUCGCUCUUUCUGGUGGUCAUACUAUCGGUAGGGCCUUCAAAGAUCGUUCUGGCACGGUUGAGGAGGCUGCUGGGCGCGGUACUCAAUACACCAACGGUAGCGAGGUGGCUCGUCUUGAUGGAAAGGAGGGUAUCGGUAUGAAGGGCGGCCGCUCUUGGUGCAGGAAAUGGCUCAAGUUUGACAAUGAGUACUUCAUCAACAUCAUGGAGGAUGCUAAGUCCAAGAGCAAGGUUGAUAACGGUCUCCUUGUCCUCAAAAGUGACAAUUGCCUUGUCACGGAUCCGUCGUUCAGGCCAUACGUCGAGGUCUAUGCUAAGGACAACAACAAGUUCCUCUGCGACUACGCUCAAGCACACAUAAAAUUGAGCGAGCUCGGUUGCCAAUAUGUCGUUGACGGUGGGAUCAAG